Molecule: messenger RNA, 665 nt
Organism: Staurois parvus
Lineage: Eukaryota; Metazoa; Chordata; Amphibia; Anura; Ranidae
Source: the annotation of a GenBank genome assembly
AUGUUCCCUAUAUUGGUGGUCAGUGGGAAAAACGCCCCUUACAUUGGUGGUCAAUGUGGAAACUCCCUUACAUUGGUGGUCAGUUGGAAGAAUGCCCCUUAUAUUGGUGGUCAGUGGGAAAAACGCCCCUUACAUUGGUGGUCAGUUGGAAGAAUGCCCCUUAUAUUGGUGGUCAGUGGGAAGAAUGCCCCUUACAUUGGUGGUCAGUGGGAAGUAUGCCACUUACAUUGGUGGUCAGUCGGAAGAAUGCCACUUACAUUGGUGGUCAGUGGGAAGUAUGCCCUUUACAUUGGUGGUCAGUCGGAAGAAUGACCCUUACAUUGGUGGUCAAUGGGAGGUAUGCCCCUUACAUUGGUGGUCAGUGGGAAGAAUGCCCCUUACAUUGGUGGUCAGUUGGAAGAAUGCCCCUUAUUGGUGGUCAGUGAGAAGAAUGCCCCUUAUAUCGGUGGUCAUUGGGAAGUAUGCCCCUUACAUUGGUGGUCAGUGGGAAGAAUGCUCCUUACAUUGGUGAUCAGUAGGAAGAAUGCUCCUUACAUUGGUGGUCAGUGGAAAGAAUGCACCUCAAAUUGGUGGUCAGUGGGAAGAAUGCUCCUUACAUUGGUGGUCAGUGGGAAGAAUGCUCCUUACAUUGGUGGUCAGUGGGAAGAAUGCUCCUUACAUUGGUG